UGGGACUCAUUAAUUUGCAUCGAAAUCAUUCUAAGAGGCGAUUACUCAAACUCAACUGAUCCUAAUCGACCAUAACCUGUUUCAUUAUGAAAAACUUGGCCGUUUUGAUUUUAGCUGUCGGUGCCGUUAUCGCUGCUCCCUUCGAUGAAGAUCCAGGCAAGAAUGGAGUCCCCAAUCGCCCAAAUUAUGAUAAAGUAGACUACUACGACUGCUCUGGGAAGGAAAACGGCCUCUAUCUCCACCCGAAUGACUGCACAAGAUUUAUUACUUGUAUCGAUAGCCGAGCCGCUGAUUUUUCUUGUCCUCCUUGCGACCUGACCAAUUCGAGCGGCUGCCGUGGAAGCCAAUACUUAGUUUACGACGUGGACAAGCAUACCUGUAAUUGGCCCAACCAGACAAAAUGUCACACUUCCGGUCCAAAAUUCCUGAUUCCAAACAAUUGAUAAAAACCAGUAAAUCAGCAAGGAUGUAUUUAAAUACACCAGCGAAAUAAUAUUCGUAUUCAUGUGAUAGACAAAAGAAAAAUGCACACAUUAUCAUAACGCUAAGUUAUGUACAUAGAUAUGCCUAUAUACCCUACAUCCAUUUGAGUUUGAACCGUGGCUAAAUACUGAGCAAUGUUAAAAACGGGGUUCCUUAUGGAGCUAGAUUUAGCCAUGGUCAAACUCAAAUGGAUGAAGAGUAUGCCUGCCGUUAUAAUAAAUUUAUGCAUAUAAAAAUGUGAAAUCCAAAAAAAAAUCAAAUUUUUACAUCGGACUUUUCGUGCAUCUUGAAAUGAAUGGGUGCUUAAAUGCAUAUGCCUGCAUACUUAUUAGGAUUAGAUAUGAAACUCCCUGUCAUUGUAUAAAAUUAACUUGUUCUUCCG
Molecule: messenger RNA, 865 nt
Organism: Folsomia candida
Lineage: Eukaryota; Metazoa; Arthropoda; Collembola; Entomobryomorpha; Isotomidae
Exons: 2
Coding region: 87-443 (118 amino acids)
Cellular component (GO): extracellular region
Molecular function (GO): chitin binding
Source: RefSeq, a predicted model, not a curated record